Molecule: messenger RNA, 939 nt
Organism: Aspergillus wentii DTO 134E9
Lineage: Eukaryota; Fungi; Ascomycota; Eurotiomycetes; Eurotiales; Aspergillaceae
Exons: 1
Coding region: 1-939 (312 amino acids)
Source: RefSeq, a predicted model, not a curated record
AUGUCGACCUCCAGCUCCUCCAGUCCAGGGCAUUGGAUCACCGGCAGCUACACCGGCAACAGUGAUGGCGUCCGCAUCACUCUCGCGACCUUUGUCGCUGUCGCGUGGUACAACGUGAUCGAGCUCGUGAUUCUGAUCUUUCUGACCUUCAAGCGAUACCAGGGUCCCUACUUCUGGAGCAUGCUCAUCUCCGCCCUCGGGGUGCUGCCGUACUCGGUCGGCUAUCUCAUGAAGUUCUUCGACCUCACCAGUGCGACCUGGCUGCCCAUCACCCUGCUGACCGUGGGCUGGUGGUCCAUGGUCACGGGACAGUCGUUUGUGCUGUAUUCCCGCCUCCAUCUGGUGCUUCGAAAUCUGCAAAUCCUCCGUAUUGUGCGUGGGAUGAUCAUCAUGAAUGUCUUUCUGCUGCACGUUCCGACCACCGUGCUCACCUAUGCCGCCAACUUCUCCAACUCGCACACCUCGGUCUCAGGAUACGACAUUAUGGAAAAGGUACAGUUGACGGGCUUCUGCGUCCAGGAAGUUAUCAUCUCCUGUCUGUACAUGUGGGAGACCAACCGGAUGCUGCAGACCAACCCUGACCGCGUCAACCGAAAGACCAUCAUGCAGCUGUUCGCCGUCAACCUGGUCUGUAUCCUCAUGGAUAUCGCCCUGAUGAUCAUCGAAUUCAUGAACUUUUACAUCUACCAAACCACCCUCAAAGCAACCAUCUACAGUAUCAAACUGAAGCUCGAAAUCGCCGUCCUAGGAAAACUGGUCAACAUCGCCCAUCAGCAUGUCUGGAGAACGGCUUUUAACGUCGCCGGUGGAGAAUAUCCAUCGUUCGUCGAUGCCACUCGUGUUGUCUCGGAUUUCAACCAUGCGCGUCCAGCGUCGGAUAGUCAAGCUUCCAAGUUUCGAGCUGCAAGUCUUGAAGACGCCGAAACGCCUGUUCGCUGA